Molecule: messenger RNA, 2313 nt
Organism: Ornithorhynchus anatinus (platypus)
Lineage: Eukaryota; Metazoa; Chordata; Mammalia; Monotremata; Ornithorhynchidae
Gene: TLX1
Product: T cell leukemia homeobox 1
Exons: 4
Coding region: 1-1017 (338 amino acids)
Biological process (GO): regulation of transcription by RNA polymerase II; animal organ development
Cellular component (GO): nucleus
Molecular function (GO): RNA polymerase II cis-regulatory region sequence-specific DNA binding; DNA-binding transcription factor activity, RNA polymerase II-specific
Source: RefSeq, a predicted model, not a curated record
AUGGAGCACCUGCCCUCGCACCAUCUCCACCCCAGCCACGCCGAGCCCAUUAGUUUCGGCAUCGACCAGAUCCUCAACAGCCCGGACCAGGGGAGCUGCAUGGUGUCGGCCUCGCGGCUGCAGGACGCGGACUACGGGCUGGGCUGCAUCGUCAGCGGCGCCUACAACACCAUGACCGGCGGCUACGGCGGCGGGGGCGGCGGGGCCGGAGCCGGAGCCGGAGCCGGAGCCGGAGCGGGCGGCGGCGGGGGCGGGGGCGCGGGCGGGGGCGGCGCCGGGGGCUACGGAGGCAGCGCCUGCAGCAUGGCCUCUCUGGCGGGCUCCUACAACAUGAACAUGGGCAUGGGCGUGGGCGUGGGCGGCGGCGUUGGCGGCGGCGUUGGCGGCGGGCUCAGCUCGGCCGGGGUGAUCCGGGUGCCCGCCCACAGGCCGCUGGCCGGAGCCGUCCCCCACCACCAGCCCCUGGCCACCGGCAUGCCCACCGUGCCCGCCGUGCCCGCCGUGCCCAGCGUCAACAACCUCAACAACCUCACGGGACUGACUUUCCCUUGGAUGGAGAGUAACAGGAGAUACACAAAGGACAGAUUCACAGGUCACCCCUACCAGAACCGGACGCCCCCCAAGAAAAAGAAGCCGCGCACGUCCUUCACUCGCCUGCAGAUCUGCGAGCUGGAGAAGCGCUUCCACCGGCAGAAGUAUCUAGCCUCGGCCGAACGCGCGGCCUUGGCCAAGGCGCUCAAAAUGACCGACGCUCAGGUCAAAACCUGGUUCCAGAAUCGGAGGACGAAAUGGAGGCGGCAGACGGCGGAGGAGCGGGAGGCAGAGAGGCAGCAGGCGAACCGCAUCCUUAUGCAGCUGCAGCAAGAGGCCUUCCAGAAAAGCCUGGCCCAGCCGCUGCAGGCAGACCCCCUCUGCGUGCACAACUCCUCGCUCUUCGCCCUACAGAACCUGCAGCCCUGGUCAGACGACACAGCCAAGAUCACCAGCGUCACCUCUGUGGCCUCCGCCUGCGAGUGACUCAAGUCUGACUUCCCGGACCUCGCGGUCCCCAGACACUCUCUCCGCCCCUCCCCCUCCUCUCGGCCCACGAGACCAAGCCUGGCGUCUCGGCCGCUCGCCCUACAGGCCCUGGGCUUCCGAGCCUGGGGGCGGGGACCAGAGAGGAGAGACCAGACCCCAUCCCCAAGGGUGAGGUCUUGAGAGCGCGCUAGAAAAGGAAAUCGGGGGAAAGGGGAAAGGGGAGGCUGCAGAGGGCUUUGCACAACAGAGAGGAGGGGGAAAGAAGAACCCCUUCCCCGCGGGACCCUGCUCCCAACUUUCGGAACGCGGCCGCGCAGAGGGGUGACACUGAGCCGGCUCCGCCUCAGACCCCAGGCUGCGGCUGUGCCCCGCCUCGUGGGCUCUGGCUCUCAAACCCAAGACUGAGAAUAUAUUUCCUAGGCGGCUUCCUCCUCUUAAGCCCCAGGUGAACCUUUUCUGCGGGGCCUGUCACGGGGCAUCCCGCCCUCCUCCUCUUUCCGCGCAGGAUUUCUUUCCAGUGGAAAAGAAAAAAAAAACCUCGAAGACUCUAGGGGAGGAGGGAGGAGAGCGCGGAUGGCGACUGACUGCGGGGCAGGCGGAAGGGAUGUGUGGGAGGGGGCUCUUCGCCUCGGAAGGUCCCGUUACUUGCCCUUCAACCCUGCGGAGCGAGCCCCCCUCCCUCCCUCCACCUGGGACUUUCCAGAUCCCGCUGACUUUGAUUUGAUUUUUUUAAAAUCUGGGGAUCCGGAGAAGAAUUCCUCCGAGGGGGAGGACGGAGGCCUGGGGAUCCUAGAGCGUCUGGAAUCCAGCUAACUCUGGAGUCCCCAGAAGUGUUCCCGCAUAUACCCUCCACCCCCUUCCCCGGAGUGAGAUUACGGAUAUACCUACACACAGUCACACACACAUGCACUCAGACCCACUCAGACCCACUUACACGGCACACACGCACUCACCCGAGCCCGUUUUCCGGGAGGUUGAACCUGCACACGUCCGUGGGGAGGUUUUUAAGUUAUGCACUUAUAAGGUGUUUUCCGUGUAACCAUUUUAUAAAGUGCUUGUGUAAUUUAUGUGGAAAAAAAAUAAAAUUGUCCGGAUCCGGGACCCCGCCGUCCGCUCCGGGUUCAUUCGGCUUUUCCCCUUUCCCCCCAGCAUCAGCUUCGUUGCCCCGUCGAACCGGCUGUCCGGAGAUCCUUGAGGUCCGGCCGGGGGGAGCAGACGCUAGCCGGCUGAAAGGGAUAAGGGCUGGUUCCCUUCCUCUCCUGCUCUGGAGGGUGAGGGAAGAAACAUAUGGAG